This is a messenger RNA of Archocentrus centrarchus (flier cichlid), 1323 nucleotides long. Its product is annotated as 5-hydroxytryptamine receptor 3A-like. Gene Ontology annotation, cellular component: membrane. Gene Ontology annotation, molecular function: extracellular ligand-gated monoatomic ion channel activity; transmembrane signaling receptor activity. Gene Ontology annotation, biological process: monoatomic ion transmembrane transport. The transcript is spliced from 10 exons. The record is from RefSeq and is a predicted model, not a curated record. Bases 1 to 1323 code for a protein of 440 amino acids. Lineage: Eukaryota; Metazoa; Chordata; Actinopteri; Cichliformes; Cichlidae.
AUGACCGCUCUGAGGACUUUAGCUCUUCUUUCUUUAAUUGCAGGGUUUUCCAGCAGUCAGACUUCAGACUGCUCAUACUACAGCCUGCUGGACCACUUAAACCUGAUUGCAUCAAAUUCUGCUCUGCAAAUCGUGAGACCAGCGAAAAACUGGACCACGGCCACCCUCGUCCAGCUGGACAUGUUUUUGUUGGGUAUUUUAGACGUGGACGAGAAGUCUCAAACUAUCACAAACCACAUCUGGCUGUACACGUCUUGGACAAAUGAAUUCCUAACUUGGAAUUCUUCAGAGUUUUGUGGGAUAAAAAAGAUAUCCGUUCCAAGAUCCAUGCUGUGGAUCCCAGAUGUGAGAAUCAAUGAGGAUGUCUCUGAUACUGGGAGCAUUCAGGACAGUCCACUGGUCAUCCUGAAUUCCAGUGGUUGGAUGUACACAAGUGCACGGCAGCGGCUGACCUACACCUGCAGGCUCGAUCUCAUGAUGUUUCCUUUUGAUACGCAAUACUGCAACAUCACCUUUUCACCAAUGAGCUCCGAGGAGGACGCUAUUCAUUUAGGAACCUUCAACAGUGACAAAGUCCUGAGUAAAAUCUCAGAGGAGGCCAUGGUUACAAUGGGAGAGUGGGACCUCAAAAGGUUGAUCAUUUUCGAUGAGCCUACAGCCAGAAGCACCCUUAAAUACAUGGUUAUAGUGGAGAGGAAGCCAUUGCUGUACAUCAUAAAUUUCAUCAUGCCGCUUUUCUUUUUCCUGGUCCUGGACUUGGCUUCCUUCUUCAUUAACGAGGCCAGAGGCGAAAAGCUGAGCUUCAAAGUGACCUUACUCCUCUCCAUCUCCGUCUUACUGCUAAUUCUUCAGGACAUGUUGCCCUCCACUGAAAAGAACCUGCCAAUGAUGGCCAUGUACUGUGUUGGAGUUUUCACCCUGGUGGGGAUAAGUGUCCUGGAGGCCAUGCUGAUCACCUUCUUAAUCGAUUUUGAUGGUUUUUGUGGUGAGAAGGCUCAAAGCUCUGUAAGUGUCCAUGAGGAUAUUCAGCUGGAGGUGAGCGAUCUCACAGGUAUUGAGGAGGAGAAAGACCUCUUAAAAUCAGGUGAACCAGGAAAGUUGUUGCAGUGUUACCUUCCCGAUAACCGCCACCUUCUGAAAUUAAUCCUGGAGGAAGUGAGGGCAGUUCGAAAGGAAGCCGAAAGACGGGACAAGGACAAAAAGCGUGGGUGCUGCAGGAGACUGGCCGAAAUCACAGAUCGUGUGUUCUUUGUUUUAUAUUUAAUUGUUUCUGCAUUGUUUCUGGUCUUCAUGUGUUUAUCAUGGAUUCAAAAACUGAUUUGA